Fusarium subglutinans is the source of this 1734-nucleotide messenger RNA. RefSeq lists its product as uncharacterized. The transcript has 2 exons. The record is from RefSeq and is a predicted model, not a curated record. Bases 1 to 1734 code for a protein of 577 amino acids. NCBI's taxonomy places the organism in Eukaryota, Fungi, Ascomycota, Sordariomycetes, Hypocreales, Nectriaceae.
AUGACGCCGAACCAGUCGUCAGCCUCAUGCGCCCGAAUUCCCCCUCCUUCUCUCCUUAUAGAGAAUCUAUGCAAAGCAAUACCUCUCAACACAAGUAAAGAAGAGAAACAAGACACCUACCCCAGCUCACCAUCUGGGAACAAUCUGAAGGCAUUCUCGCCACACAGUCCGCGAUCUCUCAGAGAUUACCUCUGCAGCCCGAACCAGGGCGAAGUAUCUUCCGUUGAUCUUCACACUCCUCCUGCCGACUCUCAAAGCACCAAGCUCGAUGUUGGAGAUGGGCGUGAAACCAGACUCAAACACAGCAUCGACACCCAAGUCAAUCGACCUCGGGAGUAUCACAAGCCCUACACUAGCCACCGAUCUCAGUUCACCAUUCCAGAGCGCAAGCCCGGAUUCAAGCUGCUAGAGACAUGGCAUGAGGAAUCCAACUAUCCUUGCAACAAAAAUUAUCCCGAACAUAACGACCUCGUCUUUAAGCCUAGAGUCCUCGCUAAGCAGAUCGAUCCCGAGAUACCUCUAUCCCUACACAAGUGGCAUAGCGAAAUCAACUUUCUCGAACCACUCGCUCUUGAAGCAGAUAUUCGCCAAGAGUAUGCUGUUCAUGCUACCUACAAGAAGCGCCAUCACGAUGCUGGUGUCAAAAAGAUCAAUGAUGAGAGACAGGCCACUGCGGAACGGGAGGCUGUCAAGAUGCUCGACUGGAACACUCCAAUCGAAUUCCAUGAUGUGCCCCGCCACGUACAACAAGCAAUAUACGACGACAAGGUUGAAGUUGCCGCUUUGACCAGAAAGAUCGCCAUCCGCGAUGGAUGUAUCGAAGGCAUGAUUGCUGGAGAAUUCACAUUUCACCCGGAUACUUCUCACUUACCACUUACCGAGGACCAGACGGCGGUUCUUCGUGAAGCUGAGAGUUUUCAGGGGCUGUUCGCGCUGGGAGAGGUUAAUGAAGAAGAAGAUCAAUAUGACAUUCUUCAGAAGACUUCAAAGAAGGUCAAAGCCCCCAACAAGUCUUCUACUUCCAAGUCUUCGAAGUAUGAUCGGUGGCUUAAAGAGCAGUCAUCCAAUACCUGUCCAGCGGCUAAGUGGCUUGCUGACGAGGCGGCCUUCUCGAAGAAAAAGGCACGCAAUAAAGCCUUUUCCAAGCAGGUCAAACACCACUUCCCAACUUUCAACUCACCCCACCUGAAAGAACUCCCCAAGGCCGUGGACACCAACAAACUUGAAUGGGAAACCGACUAUUUCCCCUAUAUACUCCCUGAGACUGACCAUGACUCUGAGCGUCACAAUAUGUACGAAACCCCUGUUAAGGUUGAUGUCCCAAAAUGGUUCCCGACCUUCACCAGCUAUGGUGUUGUCCCCAUCAACCGCCGAAACAGCAUCGAGAAGCAGUACAAAGAGUUCCUUACCCAGAUCUGGAGACUCGAGAACCAGAUACUCAGCAAGAAAAACAACAACAACAACAAGUGGGAUAAGAAAUGGCACGAACCCAGCUCUCGCUGGUCCGAACCUUUCCAGAAGAAGAGCGGUCAAGAAUGGGUCACAUUCGAGAAGGCCGUGCCGCGCGAUCUUGUCGAGCAAGAUGUGGUUUCUGGGGAAUUCAGCUUCGAUGAUGUUUUCGACAUGGACGGUAGUGAUGACAACAAAGCCAUUGGUACGAAAAAGCCCGAAAUUUAUCUCAAGGAGAUCGAAGCGGCUGUGAAGAAGGCCAUUGCGAAGGCUGGUGGUAUAUGA